UGGCUUUAGAGACCUCCCAGCUCCUCCAUGGCCCUCACAAUGCUGAAUGGACUUCUUAUUGAGGACUCAAGCCCACCUACACUGCUGCACCAGAUCAGCAAGACUCCUCAGCUAGAUACCUUCACACACCAAAGCUGCUUCAUGCAGGACCUCUUUGCUCAUUUCCCUGAGGUCUUAUUUAUACACCGGACCUACAACCCAAGAGGCAAGGUAUUAUACACCUUCCUGGUAGAUGGACCCCGGGUACAGCUGGAGGGUCCUCUGGCCCGAGCAGUGUUCUUUGCUAUCCCUACCAAUGAAGAUGCCAAAGGCCUGGCCCAGAUGUUCCAGGUGUUCAAAAAGUUUAACCCAGCAUGGGAACGAGUCUGUACCAUCCUGGUAGAUCCUCACUUCCUGCUGCUGCCCACCCUGACCAUGGAGUUCCCCACUGCUGAGGUCUUGCUCUCAGCCUUCCACAUUUGUAAGUUCCUCCAGGGGAAAUUCUAUCAGCUCUCCCUGGAGAAGCAGGUCCAGAGCGUGCUUCUGUCCUCCCUGCAGAGCACGAUGUGCUCCGCCACAGCUGGCAACCUGAGGAAGCUCUACACACUCCUGAGCAACUGCAUCCCCUCCACCAGGCUGCCGGAGCUCCACUCACACUGGCUGCUCAACGACCGCAUCUGGCUGGCCCACCGCUGGAGAAGCCGAGCCCAGAGCACCCGAUACUUCCGGAGCCUAGAGAUCACAGCCCACCUCCUCAGUCAGUUUUUCGGCACCACCCCAUUUGAGAAACAAGGCAUGGCAUCUGUGUUCAGAUACAUGCAGCAGAACCCUUCUGACAAAGCAAGCCUCAACCUGGCUGUGAGUCCCAAGGACAGUCACACUCCUUCCGAUGCCAGCCUUGAAAGCCCCAGCACAGAGCAAGUAGUAGAAGCCCGGAUCCAGCACUCGCUCAAUGCCAUCUGCACAGGGCCAGCAGCCCAACUCUGCCUAGGCGAGCUUGCCGUGGUCCAGAAAUCCAUGCAUCUCAUUGGCUCUGGCUCAGAAAAAGUGAACAUUCAGAUUCUGGAAGAUACGCACAAUGUACAGCCCCAGCCCCCUGCCAGCUGCAGCUGCUACUUUAACCAAGCCUUCCACCUGCCCUGCCGCCACAUCCUAGCCAUGCUCAGUGCCCGACACCAGGUGCUCCAGCCUGACAUGCUGCAGGCUCAGUGGACCUCAGGCUGUGCCACCAGUCUAGACAGCAUCCUGGGAAGCAAGUGGAGUGCCACCCUGGAUAAGCACCUGGCGGUGACUCUCCUCACUGAGGAGGUAGGUCGGCUCUUGCAGCACUGUAGCAAGGAGGAAUUUGAGCGUCGCUAUAGCACCCUUCGGGAACUAGCCGACAGCUGGAUCGGCCCUUAUGAGCAGGUACAGCUCUAAUCACACGCACAGACCCAGUACUGGGGAUUGAACCCAGAGCAGUACAUAUGUUAGGCAGAUACUCUACCACUGCCUCUUUUUAUUUCUUAUUUUGAGACAGCCUCUCACCAGGUACCUCGGCUGGCCUGAAACUCACUACAUAGCCAAGACUGGCCUUGAACUCCUGAUCCUUUAUCUCCCAAGUGCUGACCACUGCCUCUUUUUAUUUCGAGGUACUCUCACUAGGUUGCCCAGACUAGUCUUGAACUCACUCUGUAGACAGGCUGGCUUUGAACUUGUGACCCUACUAACAGCCUCCUGAGUAAGUGGGAUUAUAGGCCUGUGUCACCAGGCCCAACUUCUGAUUCUGUUGAUGCCCUGAAAUGUUCGUGUACAUACGUACACUCACAUUCUCCCCUCCACACACACGGUUAUGCUCCCUUCCAGAAGUCGUCUGCUCUACUCCAGCCUUCUAUCUAGAAUGUGUCAAGCUCCGUAAAACAGAUGUCAGAAAAUGUUCCUGUUAAGGGCUCAGUAGUAAAUAUUGUGGGCGUUGAUGAUCCAAUACGGUCCCUGUUGUACAUUCUGGCUUCAGUUUUGACAACUUUUUUAUAAGAGAAAAUACAGCUCAAGGAAUUUCUGGAAACGAGAGAAGUGGGUAAUGAGGUUGAGGGUUCAGGGUUGGUAACCGCUGCCCCAGUCAUGUGAUUCACCUGAUGCUAGGCCUCAAGCCCUCCCACAAAGGAAGAGGCUGCUGCAGUGGCUCAGCCAGGCUUCCCAGUUCUUCCUGUCCCACCCCAGGAUCAAUAAAGUGACUGUUUUAUCCCCA
Molecule: messenger RNA, 2206 nt
Organism: Cricetulus griseus (Chinese hamster)
Lineage: Eukaryota; Metazoa; Chordata; Mammalia; Rodentia; Cricetidae
Source: RefSeq, a predicted model, not a curated record